GCGCCUCGGCCAAGCUCCAUCUUCUUCUCAUAGAGUUAGCAGCUCUCUGCAUUGUAACUCUAGAUCGUGAAUGCUCCUGCAUGCUUUCUUCUAAGGGAUCCUAGGUGUUGUGAGGUUCAUACAAGGCGAACUGCGACUUGGUUGCACCUGCGAGCAUGGUUCUGACUAAAUCCACUGUCAAGCAAACGAAAGCGUAGUCUUAAAUAGCUUUAGCAAGCUGGAGUCUCCUGACAUGACUGCGAGAGAUGGUGCUGGCUCACUAAGCCAUAGAGCCGUUGGCACCACGGAGCGAAACACAGGCCUUGGAAGCGACGCUUACGACGUCAGUCCGGCGUCGUUGCUAGAUAUCGUAAGCUUGAGGUGGCGAAUGUUCCUCAUGUUCCCUGGUAGCUGGCUGGGGAUUAGCGAAACGCCGUUCCUGCAUCUCAAGAAGCAGCUGUCCGAAAUGUCUGACCAUUCGCCGCUUUAUCCGAAGCGGCUGUCGUUCACGCACGACUUGACACAGAGUCCACGAAGCAUCAAUCAGUGGAUGAGCUCGCCGUCCAAUCAGUCGCUUGUAUGCGCUCUCCUCGUGAGCGUCCUUCUGUUCUCCAUCGCCUUCGUCGUAUUCCAUCCCCAUCCUGACACUGACAAGCUGUCUCGCGAGCCGAGGACCAUCGAGAUCAUGAACGUGGACCUUUCAUCAAACAGGAAAUUCCGUGCUGCUCGUAUAAGCUACGACACUUCUCAGUCAUGGACCAUUGUGGAAGGUCAGCUAACGGCCAUUCUCGAAGAUCGCCCCCCUGACGACGACCCUGUGGCCUUGGAAGCCCGGCAAUUUCAAGAGAUGGCCAUUAUGACGGAAGCAUGAGAAUUUCAAGGCGAUUCUAGAAAAGCGCGCUUCACUGACGACCUUGUGGCCUUGGAGGCUCGACAAUUUCGAGAGAUGGCCAGUAUGAUGGAAGCAUGAGUUGCUGCGCUUCUCCUGAAAAACGCUCUACUGACGACGACCCUAUGGCCUUCCAGUGUGCUUGGCCCAAAUAACUUGCGGUCAGUGCUUCUGACACGCGUUGUCUGACACCUUAGAAACUGUAUGGUCACAGUAAGAAUGACCAUCCAGAGCGCUACUUCUUUUGUGCUUGUUCUAGUCUUGUGCUCUGUUUAGAUCUACUGUCAUGUCCAUACUUUAGGGCACCCCACUCGUGCUGCUAACAUGUGCUCCCGGUCAGUUUCAUCUGUUGAAUGACUUUCCCUUCGAUGGCAUGCCAUGACUGA
Closterium sp. NIES-67 is the source of this 1254-nucleotide messenger RNA. NCBI's taxonomy places the organism in Eukaryota, Viridiplantae, Streptophyta, Zygnematophyceae, Desmidiales, Closteriaceae. The record is from the annotation of a GenBank genome assembly.